This is a messenger RNA of Rhizophagus irregularis DAOM 181602=DAOM 197198, 899 nucleotides long. RefSeq lists its product as uncharacterized. Lineage: Eukaryota; Fungi; Glomeromycota; Glomeromycetes; Glomerales; Glomeraceae. The record is from RefSeq and is a predicted model, not a curated record.
UUAAUAAAUGACGACGAUAAAGAUUUAAAAUUUUAUUUCAAUAGUGAAAAUAAUGUUCAUAGGCAACAUAAUCAUACAUUUUUAAAAAAAUAUUUAUUUAAAUGUAAUAUUUCUUCUCCUGUUAAUGAGAAUUUAAUUAGUGGUGGUAUGGUUUUGGAUAUUGGAUGCGGACCUUCAACCUUCUUAUUAGAAGUUGCGGGACAAUAUCCGAAUAGUAAAUUCUUUGGUAUUGAUAUCGAACCUGUCUUUCCGCAAGAGAUAAAACCAAGUAAUUUGGAAUUUAAAUUAGCGGAUAUGUUUCAGGGUUUACCAUUCCCUGAUAAUACAUUCGAUUUAGUGCAUUUAGAAACAAUAUUGUUUUCUAUAACACCAGCACAAUUAGAUUUUAUUAUAAAUGAAAUGGUGCGAGUAACGAAACCAUCUGGGUAUAUUGAAUUUGUUGAAACUCACAUGACUUGUAGAAAUAAAGGCGUGGGCGAAAAUUUUGGCCUACUCUUAAGUGGAUUUGAACUGGUAGCAAAUUCAUAUGGAGCGGAUCCAGAUUUGGUACUUACAUUACCACAACUAUUAAUAAAAAAUCCAAAUAUUGAAGAUCCUAAUGUUAUUUUCAAAGAAUUAGUUUUGGGUAGAAAUGGUGGUAAAUUAGGUGUAAUAAUACAAGAUGUUUUUAAUUGGUUUAAUAAUUCAAGUGAAUCAUUUGUUAAUGAUGCUUGUAAACAAUUAAAAAUAACGAAAGAACAGUAUUUUCAAUUGGUAAAAGAUGCUUUUAAAGAAAUUGAUAGUACUUUUCCUGAAACUGACUUUAUUAGAAUAUAUGCUCAAAAAAAAUAAUUAAUUAAUUAUAAAUUUAACUUCCCCAUGUAAUGUAAUGUUUGUUGUAUUUUAUUAAUUUGGACGCG